This is a messenger RNA of Linepithema humile (Argentine ant), 2974 nucleotides long. RefSeq names its product autophagy-related protein 9 (gene Atg9). The record is from RefSeq and is a predicted model, not a curated record. NCBI's taxonomy places the organism in Eukaryota, Metazoa, Arthropoda, Insecta, Hymenoptera, Formicidae. Gene Ontology annotation, cellular component: phagophore assembly site; autophagosome. Gene Ontology annotation, biological process: nucleophagy; autophagy of mitochondrion; protein localization to phagophore assembly site.
GCGAAGAUUGGCGAAGAUGGUGAAACGCGAAAAGACAGACGUGCACUUUUAAUGGUCCGAUGUCUAAAUUAACAGUGAAUAAUAAUUGCGUACGCGGCGGUUAAUAUGAGCGGACAGUCGCGCGUAAUCAGUAUAGUGUAGAAAUACGAAAUCAUCGUGGCGCACAUCAGCUGUGGAUUUCGCGGUUUGCGAAGGUACGCAGAGAGAGAGCAGGAUGUGCGCUUUGUUUAUGGAGAUCAGCUGUGCUCCUAAACACAUCGCGUCAUUCUUCCUGCUACUACGUGUGCUCUCGCCCAUCAGCGAGCGACACUGCUAUUUUCGUCAUAUAAAGAUGCUUGUGAAGCAACCAUUGACUGGUAGCUAAAUAAAUUUUAUGACAUGAAAGAAUGAAACGAGAAACUGUCAUUACCUGUGUGGAGCCAAACCGACGUGCGGAAACGAUGACAAUGGUACUUGACGGUAGCUACCAACGCAUGCACCCUUACGAGGGACAGGGCGAGGAAGCGGACGAUGAAGAUGAUCGCGAGGAGACACCGCAGGAAUCGGGUGUGAUAAUCCACGUGGUACCGGAGGGGAACAAAGCGCGAUGGAAUCACAUCGAAGAUCUGGACUCAUUCUUCACGAGAAUGUAUCGCUAUCACCAGCAACACGGCUUUGUCUGCAUGAUGUUGCAAGAAGUUUUGGAACUAAUGCAAUUUUUUUUCGUAGUCACAUUCGUUACUUUCCUCUUUUACUGCAUCGAUUACAGCAAAUUAUAUAAUGGUGGAGAUGCCAACGAUACCAGUCAUAAAAGUGACGCUAUAAUGUGCAUGGGAGAUUGUAUAAAAUCGAUUUCUGUGUUGUAUUGGAGUCUUCUUGUAGUCGCGGCAAUCUUUUUUAUUCUCCAAUUCUUCAAAGUUUUGUACCACAUGACCCAAUACUGGGAGAUCAAAAUGUUCUUCAAUACGGCGCUCAAAAUUGCCGACAAUGAGCUAGACAAUUUUACCUGGCACGAGAUUCAAAAGCGAGUGAUAGAAGUGCAGAAAGAGCAGGAAAUGUGUAUUCACAAAAGAGAACUCACAGAACUAGAUAUAUACCAUAGAAUAUUAAGACAUAAAAACUACAUGGUGGCUAUGAUCAACAAAAAUCUCUUACCUCUGCGACUGAAACUUCCCAUGAUAGGGGAAGUCAUUUUCUUGACACGAGGACUGAAAUACAACAUAGAAUUACUAUUGUUUUGGGGGCCAUGGUCGCCAUUUGAAAACAAUUGGCAUCUAAAGGAAGACUAUAAAAAACUGAAUAAGAGGCAAGAACUUGCACGAUUAUUGUCCAAGCACAUUUUAUGGGUCGGUGUUGCAAACUUUGUCUUAUGUUUUCUUAUUCUUCUGUGGCAGGUUCUUUAUACAUUUUUUAAUUACGCUGAGACUAUCAAACGAGAGCCAAGCGUUCUGGCGAUGCGAACGUGGUCCUUGUAUGGCCGGCUGUAUCUACGUCAUUUCAACGAGCUUGACCACGAAUUGAACGCGCGUCUCAGUCGCGCGUAUCGUCCCGCAUCAAAGUACAUGAGCAGCUUCACGUCUCCGAUAAUGACAGUGGUUGCAAAGCAUAUUGCGUUCAUUACCGGUAGUGCAGUGGCGGUAUUGUUGGUUAUAACGUUAAUUUAUGAGCCGACGUUCUCGAUGGAACGUGUGGUUGCGCUGAUGACCAUACUGGGCGCGGUGGCGGCGGCCGCGAAGGCGAUCGUGCCCGAUGAGAAUCUGGUCUGGUGUCCCGAGACUCUUCUAACCGCGGUACUGGCUCACACGCAUUACAGACCGGACAGUUGGCGCGGUACCGCCCAUACGCAGACCACCAGGUCGCAAGUAGCGCAGCUGUUCCAAUAUCGCGCGGUGCAUCUCUUAGAAGAACUGAUCUCUCCGUUCGUGACAACGUACAUUUUGUGCUUCCGUAUGAGACACCGGUCCUUGGAGAUUGUAGAUUUUUUUCGUAACUUUACUAUUGAGGUCGCCGGGGUCGGCGACGUGUGCAGCUUCGCCCAGAUGGAUGUGCGGAAACACGGCAAUCCCAUGUGGCAAACUGUAGCGCAUAGUCCCACAGUCUCGCUACUGCCGGAGGAUCGUACUGCGGGUUACGACAAUCAGUUCGGCGUCGAUCCGAAUAAGUACCAGAUGCCGAUGUCGAAUUAUUACACCCAGGCCGAAGACGGCAAAACCGAGUUGUCCCUCAUACACUUCACCCUAACGAAUCCCGAAUGGAAGCCGCCAUCCCACGCGGAGAAUUUUGUCACCGCUUUGAGAGAAAGGGCUAAGAAGGAAGUGAACACGGAUCCUGAUCCGUGUAAUAAUCCUCUGAUAGCUAGCUUAAAUAGCUUGUCCGGUCUUGGUUAUAAGGAACAUGUAUCAAACAUUAUUCGAAGCACGAUAAAUCAAAUGAGUGUGUCCAGCAUGAGUAACAUUUUCACAAAUCAGCCAGGCACGUCGGCCACAUCGGUCGGUGUCGAUCAGUCUUUCGGCACAAAAUCUAUACGUCGAGGUGUAACUAGGACGGAGGGUCCAUUGCACAAUGAGAGAGGAUUCCUGUUUGAUUUGCAGCAAGGUGUAUCGAAUCAAUCGCUGGGUGCUUCUGUAUUUGGAUCGGGUAUAGGUACCAGUUGUGGCAUGGAAAUGCACACUGAUCUAUCCGUACCUACGGAAUUAACUGCUGCCGACAUGUCUUUGUCUACAUUGUACCUGCACGAGCUUCAUCAUAGACAAGUAAGAAGAAGAGGUUACCAGGAAACGGCAACAAGAAGUAUAUGGCAGCGAAGUCCGGCUCAGGAGUUAGCGACGCUACCCGAAGUUAGACAAGAGAGAGUGCCACUCUUGUUACAUCAAGAUUCUUCUCUAAGAAAAACCAGAGAAUCCUAACGUUACGCUUGAAAGUUUAUUUGAAUAACGUCCGAAUUCGCGCAAUAACCAUCUCUUUUAGCGGAAUAAAGUGAUUUGUAUCUAUUUUA